Carica papaya (papaya) is the source of this 3081-nucleotide messenger RNA. Its product is annotated as S-adenosyl-L-methionine-dependent methyltransferases superfamily protein. The record is from RefSeq and is a predicted model, not a curated record. Gene Ontology annotation, molecular function: methyltransferase activity. Gene Ontology annotation, cellular component: cytoplasm; trans-Golgi network; endosome. Lineage: Eukaryota; Viridiplantae; Streptophyta; Magnoliopsida; Brassicales; Caricaceae.
GUACGCUAUGUUAUCCAGGAUUUAUAUCUGCGUCCUGCGUAUCUCCUGACUAGGGUCGAAUGUAAGUCGCGGGACACAAGAACUUCAGAUAAAAACAAUUCACAACAGUUCCUCAACAGUUCCAAUCUAUGAACUUUUUUUUUUUGCUUGGAUUUUCUCUCUGUUAAAAUCUUCGACUGAAAAUGAACCUCGACAAAGCCGUUUUAAAGAGAGACUACUAGCAUUAAGCCAACUGGCUUUAGCUUUGUUUUUAAACCGGGCUUAUUCAACUUUCGUGUCUGGUAAUAUAUAUAUAUGUAUAAUAUAUUUGAGUGCGCACUGGGGAGUUGAACCCGCAAAAUCAACCCAGUGACACCUGCCGAACUUUUAGUUUAGCGGAUUUACCAAUCUGGGUACUGGGAAUUUUCUAGGAUUCAAAAAAUGCUAAUCUUUUAUUAAGUCUUGUUUUCCUUCCUUUUUGAUUACUGCUUACUGAUAGCACAUCCAUUCUGGUCUUGCUUUUGCCUGAAUUAUGAUGUUGAAAUCUCUGUAGAUCUUAUGAACUAAUCUUUCUUUAUAACAUAUCCGCAUAAGGGCUAUCUUUAUUUAGUUAAUUUUCUUUCUUUCUAGUUCCUUUGGCGGGUUAUGGUUUCGUGUCUUGACAUGUAAAUUUACUUCAAAGAUACAUUUAAUUGCCGGUCUAGCGUGAGUGAGUGAGAGAGACAGAGAGAUGGCAAUAGCUCGAUUUGGUCGCCAAGCAAAGCGCCCAUAUGGGGUCUGCGUGAAGAUGACGGCGGUGGCUAUUAUGGGUUUGUGUUUCAUCUUCGUUUGGUCUAUUUUCUCUCCUCCCUCGUCCUCUGUGACCGUUCAAAGGGAAAGCUUCGACGAUAUUGCUGAACCAGUUUCAGGAAACUCAAAGAUAUUUCAUCCUAGUACUCAAUCUGGAAAAAGGGAACCAGAAAAGCUCGAACCAAGUAAAGAGGAUGAGAAGGUGAAUAGUAAGUUCGAUUUCAAAGGGAAAGAUGAAAGAAGGACCAAUGGGUCUGUGACUUCAACUGUUAAUGGGCAUGAAUCUACAAAAGAGCAUGCGAAAGUGGUGUCUCAUAGGAACAAACAUAAGCCAAAGAUAGCUAAGGAGAAACAAGAGCAAGAUAAAUCUGAAUCUGAAACCCAAAAUGGGGAUUCUCAGAAGGAAGAAGAGGAAGAAGAAGUGGUGGAUGGUAAAGAAGUAUCUGAAGGUGAAGGGGAAGGUGAAGUGAAUGGGGAUGGAGAACGAGAUGAUAAUAUAGCUGAAUCAGUGGAUCAAGAAACUGUUGAAAGAGGGGAGGAGGAGACGGGUGGAUCAAAAAGUACAGUGAAGAAGAGGACGGUAAAGGGUCCAGUUUUUGAUUCCAAGGCACAUUAUAGUUGGAAAUUAUGUAGCACAAGGAGCAAACAGAACUAUAUUCCUUGUAUUGACAAUGAGGGUGGCAUUGCAAGGCUGCAGAGUUAUCGGCAUAGGGAGAGGAGUUGUCCCAGAGAGCCUCCAAUGUGUCUUGUUCCUCUUCCCCAUGACGGAUAUUCUUCUCCGGUACACUGGCCCGAGAGCAAAUGGAAGAUAUCGUAUAAAAAUGUAGCACAUCCAAGACUUGCUGCUUAUAUUAAGAAACAUAAUUGGUUGGUGGAGUCUGGAGAGUAUCUUACUUUUCCCCAGAACCAGACUGAAUUUAAGGGGGGAGUCCUUGAGUACCUUGAAUCCAUCGAGGAGAUGGUACCAGACAUCGAAUGGGGAAAGAAUAUCAGGGUAGUGCUUGACAUUGCAAGAACAGAUGCAAGCUUUCUGGCUACUCUCCUUGAGAAGGAUGUGUUAACAUUAUCACUAGGUUUGAAGGAUGAUCUGGUUGACUUAGCACAAGUUUCACUUGAGCGUGGUUUCCCCGCUGUAGUCAGCCCUUUUGCAAGUAGAAGACUUCCUUUUCCUAGUGGCGCUUUUGACUCUAUUCAUUGCGGUGGUUGUAACAUACACUGGCACAAUAAUGGGGGCAGACUUCUCCUUGAGAUAAAUAGGCUUUUAAGGCCUGGUGGAUACUUUAUUUUGUCGACCAAACAUGACAGCAUUGAAGAUGAAGAAGCUAUGACUACAUUGACUGCAUCUAUCUGUUGGAAUAUUCUGGCUCAUAAAACUGAUGAAGUUAGUGAAUUGGGUGUUAAAAUAUAUCAGAAGCCUGAAUCAAAUGAUAUUUAUGAGCUGAGGAGGAAGAAAAAUCCACCUCUAUGCAAGGAAAACGAAAAUCCAGAUGCAGCGUGGUAUGUUCCUAUGAAGACUUGUUUGCACACUAUUCCAACUUCCAUUGAACAACAUGGGACAGAAUGGCCUGAGGAAUGGCCCAAGAGACUUGAAACUUACCCUGAAUGGUUAAGUGACAAAGAAAAACUGGCUUCAGACACCAGCCGCUGGAGAGAUAUUGUUGACAAAUCGUACUUGACUGGAAUGGGUAUUGAUUGGUCAAGUGUCCGGAAUGUAAUGGACAUGAAAGCCAUCUAUGGCGGAUUUGCCGCAGCACUCACGCAACAUAAGGUUUGGGUGAUGAAUGUGGUCCCCGUCCACGCUCCAGACACACUCCCAUUCAUUUAUGAGCGAGGACUUAUUGGUAUCUACCACGAUUGGUGUGAAUCUUUUGGGACCUACCCAAGAUCAUAUGACCUUUUACACGCAGAUCAUCUCUUCUCGCGGCUUAAAAACAGGUGUAAGCAACCUGUUUCGAUUGUUGUUGAGAUGGAUAGGAUAUUACGGCCUGGAGGUUGGUUGAUUGUCCGUGAUAAGGUUGAGAUAUUGGAUCCUCUGGAAGGAAUUUUGAGAAGCUUGCAAUGGGAUAUUAGAAUGACUUACGCUCAGGGUAAGGAGGGGAUCUUGUGUGCUCAGAAAACAUUAUGGCGGCCUUGAUAUCUUGUAUAUGCAUUCUGCUUAUUAUUGACUUGAAACUUUACAAGACCAUUGCUUCUUUAUACCAACCAGUAACUUGAUGAGAAGACAAGUUUCUUGGAUUCACUUGUAACACAAAUCACAGAAAGUAGUGAUUCUUUAUUUUUGUGAGAUAUAUAUUUAGUGAUUCAUCAUUGUAA